AUGAUGGAAUCAACAAAUACAACUACUGAUCAACAAACACCACCAACAAUACCGAUAAAUAAUAGUAGUAGCCGCCGAAAACAAAGCAAACCGAAUAGACUUGAACAUGUUGUUCUUGAAAGUACAUCGACAUGCGAUACAAAUAAUUCAUCUUCAAUUCUUCCACCAUUAACUCAAUAUCAUGUAGCUGCAGAACAACAAGAAAGUGGAAUAGGCGACGAUGAUUCAGAUCGUGUUAGUUUAAAUUGUGAAGAUGGUUCGUUAUCAUCUCAUUCAACAGGCGAACAUUAUGCAAUGGAAGAUAUUAUUAAUCGUUCAAGACGUUCAUCACAUCAGCAUCAAUCACAUUCAAUUGAUAAAACAAAUUUAGAUGAAAAUAUUCAAAGAAUGUUAGUUGAAGAAAAUGAACAACACGAACAUAUUGAUCAUAAUAAUGAAACGAUUGGUAUACUUGAUUUUAGUUUAAAAAUGGAUGAAACAAAUAAACAUGGAUUAAAUUCCACAAAUCGCUCACGUUCAAUAAAUACAACAGGAAAAUCACGUUCAUUGAAGCGAAAACAUCAAAGUGAUGGUAGCGAUAAUAAUGGCAGUAUUACAAUGCCAACAAGAAUAUUUCAUGCUGAUGCGUUUUGUGCAAUUUGUCGAAAGGAAUUCUGCAACAAAUAUUUUCUAAAAACUCAUUUGGCUAAUAAACAUGGUAUUUUCGAUCAUCAAUCUGUUGUACCAACUGUUUCAACUCCAAAUCUUUCAUCUUUACAAGGCAAUACUGAUACAAACAAUGAUUCAAAUCUUCAACAUCCAUUUACUGUAAUAUCAACAUUAUUACACAAUGGUCAUGAAGAUUUUUCAUCGUCGCCAAACUCACCAUCAUCUGAUAUGAUUCAAAAUCAUCAAAAUAAUGAUGAUGAAAAUGAAAAUGAACUUUCUUCAUUAAGACAUGAAAUGAAUGGUGUUAUAGCCGGUGAUGAAGAUAACAAUGAUAAUCAUCAUCAUGAUCAUGAACAAGAUGAUAAUAAUGAUAAUAAUAAUAAUAAUAAUAAUAAUAAUAAUGAUGAUGGUGAUGAUGAUGAUGACGAUGACGAUGAUGAUGAUGACGAGCAGGAUGGAACCAAUUCAAAUUCAUUAAUUAAUCUUCCACAGAAAAUUGCAACGAUAUUAUGUAAUGAUAAUAAAAAUAUUAAUUCUGUAGCAAUAUUAAAUGAUAAUGAUGAUGAUGAUCAACACGAUAUGAUAACAAAUUCUCCAACGACUAGUUUAGAUUUUCAACAGCAAGCAUCAUCAUCAACACAAAUAUCAAAUCUACCACCGACACCAUCAUCAACAACAACAACAACGGCAAAUUUAUCACGACAAUCUUCAGCUAAAUUACUUGAGGAUUUCUGUGAUAUUUGUCAAAAACAUUUUUGUAAUAAGUACUAUUUACGGAAACAUAAAUUAGAUGUGCACGGUGUUCAAACUGAUUGUAAUAUAAAACCAUAUAAACGUAUUGAUAAUAAUUCAUUAGGAACAAAAAAUUCUCCACCGUCAACAUCAUCUCAACAAAAUUCUCCUUCUAUACAAUUACCAUCUUCAUUUCCAAAUGUUACAUUUAAUGCAUCAUCUGUUCAACAGAGUCUUGGUAUGUUACUUAAUCCAAUUUUUUCUCCUCUUGUUCAAUCUCAAACAAACUCAGAACAAACCUUAUUAUCAUCAAAUAAACGUCGUCACACAGAUAAUUCAAAUGAAUCAACAUCAUCGUCAUUAUCAUUAUCAAAAGCUCAAUUUACACCAUCACUUUUAACUGUUGCGUCAGAUGUAGCUAAUGUUUUUGCUAAUCAAUUAAACACAGUAACACACGGGUCAACAACACCAACAUCAACAGCAACAUCAUCAACAUCAUCAACAACAAAAUCUCAAAUAAGUACAUGUCAUUUAUGUGGAAAAAAGUUUCAAACAAAUGAUUAUCUACAAUUACAUUUAAUGAAUAAACAUCAAAUAACAUCAGAUAUACAAAAUUAUGAUACUCAACAACAGCAACGAACAAAAAUGUCAAAUUUAGUUAAAUCGUCUAAUGGUACAUUAAAUAGUAAUACAGUUAAAAAAAUAAAACUAGAAACAAAUGAAAUACCAUCAUCAUCAUCAUCAACAACAAUAACAACGACAGUUAUUAAGGCAUCAUCACCUAUUGACACAAUGACAUCACCAAAUCCUUCAGCUGUUAUACCAGGCAUAGUUGAUACAUACUUUGCUGCUAAAAUGGCUGAUCGAGUUUCGUGUGAUAUAUGUCAUAAGCAAGUAUGUAAUAAAUAUUUUCUUAAAACACACAAACUUAAAGUACACGGUGUUGGACCUGAUCCAAUGGUAACUUCAUCAUCAAUUCCAAUGACAAAUUCUGAAACUACUGACGAUAAUAUUGAACAACAACAGCAUUCAAUUUCAUCGAUGGAUGGCAGUCCGCUACAGCUUGUUGUCGAUGAAAUGAAUACAUCAAAUGCAGAACCAGGUGUUAUACCAAGUCCAGAUACUUUAACAAAUUCAGUUAAUACAUUUAUUGGUACAAAUAAUAAUAACAAUAAUAAUAAUAAUAAUAUUACAAGUAACGGUUUAAUUGAGCAAGCAACAUCAAGUAUUUGUGAGAUUUGUUCAAAAUCGUUUCCAACAAAAUUUCUUCAUGUCCAUAUGAAUAAUGUACAUGGAAUUCAACAGCCGCCAAUAACAUUAUUCAAUGGAACGACAAAUACACCCUCAAGUAAUAAAAAUAUAUUAGUCACAAAUACAAUUAAAAGGCCAUUAACAAAUGGUAAUCUUACAGGAAAUAAUAAUGUUCGUUUAAAACAAACACCACAAGUUCAGUUACGUGUUACCUGUCAAGAAUUGUGUAACAAAUAUUUUUUACGUGCUCAUAUGCGUAAUGUACACAAUAUAUCUGUGGAUGAUUUACGUUUAAUUCAACCAUCUGGAACGUCAGGAUCAACAUCUCAAUUAUCUCCAUCUUCAGAUUCUCAAUCAUCGAAAGCAACAUUUUCAUUAUCUUCAAAUAUUUUAACAUCAACAUCUAUUAUUCCAACUGAUAUGAAUCUUAUUUCAACAAGAAAAUAUUCAUCAACAAAUGAUAAUGAUUUAAAUGGUCAUAUAACUGAUAGUAAUGAAUCGGAAAAUAUCAAUCUAUCAAAAGAUAUGAAUAAUUAUUCAUCCUCAUUAAUAUCAACAGUAACGACUAAAUCAGCGUCAAAUGACAACAACAACAACAACAACAAUAAUAAUAAUAAUAAUAGUCGUCUGUUGUCUAUGCAACCUUUCUUAGUUGAAAGUGAUGAUGAUGUAUAUAAAGAUUUAUUUGUGCCAUGUAUGGUUUAUUUACCUUGUCGUCAUCGUGUUACCAAACCAUUAGAAGUAUCAUUACGACUUAAACCUGUUGAUAAUACAAGUUCUACAGCAGCAACAGCAGCAACAGCUAUAAUAGCUGAUUAA
Rotaria socialis is the source of this 3450-nucleotide messenger RNA. The record is from the annotation of a GenBank genome assembly. Lineage: Eukaryota; Metazoa; Rotifera; Eurotatoria; Philodinida; Philodinidae.